ACAUCCAAACUGAGUAGGCCCAAUCUAAAUCAGCUGUUGUAGGCCAAUUGAGGCGAUCACAUGACAUAAGACUGGACUUCAGAGAACAAAAGAGACUUGCUUCUGUGAGGCCCUCACUGUGGAAAUACAUGCCUGUGUUCACUGCUCUUUAGUCCCACUGAGGAUAUAUCCAGGAUACAAUGGCUUUCUAUUCAGAGCAAGCUGUGGACAAGCUGAAAAAAGAAUUAUUCCGGGCAAAGGGUUAGGAACAAGCUCCAGUGAGCCCAGAGAACUGCAGGCGGAAGAUGGCUUCACCCCGGGCACUCAGCCGAUUCCGCGAGAUGCUCUUUUCCUAGAGAAGCCGGGCUGAGGAGUCCCUGCGUGCUCAUCGAAAAGUGGGAAGGCUGGGCCGGACUGAGCCCGGACCGUACGUCCUGCUGUUGGAUAAUUACUGGAACCAAGACUGGAUCUCUGAUCACGAGGAGAAAAUGAGACAAAACAAGGUCUGAGAAGACUCCAGUGACUCCACAACGUCCACGGUGCCACACUGAGAGGUGCCAUCGGUUGCCGGACCCCGAAGUAGAUGACUGCCAAACUCCCUUGGCCUGGCUGUGACGAACGAGAUCUUCCACUCGAACCCAAAGAAAUCAGCAUCUGUUUGUCCCAAGCCAGUGUCGCAGGAGUGAAUUCAGGGUCAGUUCCGCUGCGCCAGGAGGACGUUUGAACGCGGACGGAAGGCUCUCCCCCGGCUCCCCCGGUGGUGAUGUCAUCCUGAGCACCUGUACCCCUCGCACGUGACCAGGGCGUCUCCCUCUGUCGCCGCUGUCAGCGCAUCAACCUCACCUGGGCUUCUCUGUUCUGGAAAAAUCCUGGACUUACCCGGAACGCUAGGAAUACAGCACAGUCGCGCGCGCGGGCGCCACGAGCAGCGGUGCCCGGGUGCUGGUCCUGAAAGCUUUACGUUUUAUUUGUUAUUUUUGAGUAAGCGAACGCGCAGAGGCUUCGAACAUUCGCCGCAGCCUUUGGCCUCCGGUGGCCGCCUGUUCGACCCGCUGAGUCUCUGAGAGCGUGACCUUUCUGCCCGCCGGCUUCAAACGGACGCUUGAAAAGCAGACGCAGUCAGAGGGGCUUCUGUCUGGCGGUGACGCAAACCCAAACCCCAUCAGGCCUGGAUGCGAUGAACGCCUCAUGUAGGCAUCAGCAUGGAAAGCUGUGAGUCUCCCGUGGUUUCUGGGACAGACGAUGGGCUCGCCGCCGCCGCCGCCUCCCAGCAACAGCAGCACCCUCCGCAGCCCUGGAACGAUCGCCCUAACGUGCAGGUCCCUCUCAGCAGCCAGCCCCCUUCCCUGGAACCCCUGUCUCUGUCCGCGCCCUACCCCUCCCAGCUCCAGGCCCUCGGCGUGCCCAGAGAGGGCGUGAGAGAGCAGCCGCCCCAGACGCGGACCCCGCCCUCAGCCUCCGGCGACAGCUCCACCCCCCGCCGCCGGCCCAGAGCGAAGGCGCUCGAGGAGGAGGCCGAGGAGGAAGGAGGUAGCUGCGGGGAGGAAGAGGAGGAGGAUGAAGAUUUGGAUGACUUGGAUGAAAUGGAGAUCGACAGCUGUUUCCCGAGUCUGCAGCCCUUCCCCGGAGUGCCCAUGGCUCCGGGGGGAGGGGGCAUGCCCGCUCUCCAGCGCCAGCAGCAGGCACGACGGAGGGGGAUGACGGAGAGCGGCAGCGAAGAAGGAGAGGAGGAGGAGGAGGAAGAGACCAGCGACGUGGAGAACCUAGCUGGAGAGAUUGUCUACCAGCCUGACGGCUCGGCCUACAUUGUGGAGAGCCUCAGCCAGCUGAUCCAAAGUGGUGGGGGUGCGGGGCCCGGCCUGCUCCCCACAAACUCCCUCCCCAGCGCGGGGAAGCCGGGCGACCCCGCCGGGGCCUCUCCCUCGGUCUACCCUCAGAUCAUUAACACGUUCCACAUAGCCUCGUCGUUCGGGAAGUGGUUCGGCUCUUCAGACCAAGGUUUCCCCAAUACCUCAACCGUGGCAGGCCUGAGUCCUGUCCUGCACAGUUUCCGCGUUUUCGAUGUGCGGCACAAAAGCAACAAGGAUUACCUGAACAGCGACGGGUCUGCCAAGAAGUCCUGCGUAUCCAAAGAUGUUCCCAACAACGUGGAUUUCUCCAAAUUCGACGGGCUGGCCCUCUACGGCAAGGGCAAGCCCAUCCUCAUGUGUUUCCUGUGCAAGCUGUCCUUCGGCUACGCCCGCUCCUUCGCCACCCACGCCGUGCACGACCACCGCAUGACCCUGAGCGAGGAGGAGCGGCAGCUCCUGGGGCACAAGCACGCCUCCGCCAUCAUCCAGGGCAUCGGGAAGGACAAAGAGCCCCUCAUCAGCUUCCUGGAACCAAAAAACAAGAGCUCCGGCGCGCCGCCCACGCUGGUGCCCCUGAGCUCCGGGCAGAGCUUCUACGGCACCUUCAGCGGGGUCCACUUAGAGCCGGGGAGCAGCAGCGGCGGCGGCGGCGGGGGGAGUGGGGCCCUCCUCAAUAAAGACUCGGACUCGGGCGCUGAGCCCGUCCCGUUAGGCUCCCUGCUUUCGCUGGGCGGGCUGGGCAGCUCCAAGCCGCCCUCGCUUACCUCAGCCCCAGGCCCUGCCAAAGACUCCAGCGCCCAGCCUGAGCAGGGAGGGAGAGCAGAGGGGCCGGCUGGCAAAGAGGGGGCCCACAGGGGGGAGAACGCCGACCGGGAGGGGAGGGCGGGCAAGGAGCUCAUGCCUGGCUCGGAGGCGGGCUCGGAGGAGGAUGAGGAACUGUUAGAAGAAGCGGAGGACGAGGAAGAGGAAAGAGGCACUGCAGCGGCCUGCGGCGGCAGCGGAGGAGAGGGGGGGGACCCGGCUGUCUCAAACCAAAGCAUUUCCAAAUCUCCUUUAUUAAUGCCUAGUAGCGCUCUCCAGCCUUCCUCCUGCCCCCCUGCGGCUAGCCCCACGCACAACAGCAAAGCCCCCGCCUCCGCCUCCUCUUCCUCCGCGUCCGCCAGGGCGUCGGAAGCGGGGGCGGGCGCGGACGGCGGGGGGAGGGCCUCCGAGCUCCCUCUGAGCUUUAACUGCCAGGGGCCCGUCCUGCCCGCGGCCUCGACGGCGGCGGCCGGCAGGGGGGGCGAGGACGACGCGACGGCCUGCCCGCCCGCCGCCACCUCCUCCCCUCUGGCCCCCGACGCCGCCGCCGCAGACGAAAGUGCCAAUCGAGAUAGUGCCACAGCUCCUGAACCAAAUGAAAGCCCGGCUGAGGGAGAGGACGACGGCGGGGCUCUCCUGCACCAUCACCACCUCCACCACCUCCACCACCACCACCUGCACCCCUCGCCCCACGCCCACGGCCACUCUCACCCCGGGGCGCCCUGCGACCUGGCCGGGGCGGGCGAGUGCCCCCAGAGCCACGGGCUCGGGGGCAGCGGGGUGGAGUGCCCCAAGUGCGACACCGUGCUGGGCUCCUCCCGCUCCCUGGGCGGUCACAUGACCAUGAUGCACUCUCGCAACUCCUGCAAGACGCUCAAGUGUCCCAAGUGCAACUGGCACUACAAGUACCAGCAGACCCUGGAGGCCCACAUGAAGGAGAAGCACCCGGACUCGGGGGGCUCCUGCGCCUACUGCAGCAGCGGCCAGAGCCACCCCCGCCUGGCCCGGGGCGAGAGCUACACCUGCGGCUACAAGCCCUUCCGCUGCGAGGUCUGCAACUACUCCACCACCACCAAGGGCAACCUGAGCAUCCACAUGCAGUCGGACAAGCACCUGAACAACAUGCAGACGCUGCAGAACGGCAGCUCCCUGGCCCCCACGGGCGAGCAGGUGUUCGGGCACGCCCCCAGCAACGUGGUGCCCGUGCCCUCGGCCACGCAGGCCACCGUCCACCACCACCACCACCCCGCCCAGUCCACUGCCCACGUGGGCGGGGCCUGCGGGGCCCCCUCGCCCACCAAGCCAAAAAGCAAGCCCACGUGGCGCUGCGAGGUGUGCGACUACGAGACCAACGUGGCCCGCAACCUCAGGAUCCACAUGACCAGCGAGAAGCACAUGCACAACAUGAUGCUCCUCCAGCAGAACGUGACGCAGAUGCAGCACGGCCGCCUGGGCCUGGGCGGCCUGCCCUCGCCCUCCGAGGCCGAGCUGUACCAGUACUACCUGACCCAGAACAUGAGCCUCCCCCCGGGCCUCAAGAUGGACCCCUCUGGAGCCGACGCCUCGUACCUGCUGGGCGGGUUCCAUCUGGACCCCAACAUGGCCGCCCUUGCCCCAACGCUCGGUGGUGAGAUUCCCAUGGACAUGCGGUUGGGUGGCGGUCAGUUGGUGUCGGAGGAGCUGAUGACCCUGGGGGAGAGCCUGUCUCAGACCAGCGACCCCUCCCUCAAGCUCUUCCAGUGCGCCGUGUGCAACCACUUCACCACCGACAACCUGGACGUGCUGGGCCUGCACAUGGGGGCGGAGCGCAGCCUGCCGGAGGAGGAGUGGCGGGCGGUGGUGGGCGACUCCCACCAGUGCAAGCUGUGCCGCUACACCACGCAGCUGAAGGCCAACUUCCAGCUGCACUGCAAGACCGACAAGCACGUGCAGAAGUACCAGCUGGUGGCGCACAUCAAGGAGGGGGGCAAGGGCAACGAGUGGCGCCUCAAGUGCGUCGCCAUCGGCAACCCCGUCCACCUGAAGUGCAACGCCUGCGACUACUACACCAACAGCCUGGAGAAGCUGCGGCUGCACACCGUCAACUCCCGCCACGAGGCCAGCCUCAAGCUCUACAAGCACCUGCAGCAGCACGAGAGCGCAGUGGAGGGGGAGGCCUGCUGCUACCACUGCAGCCUGUGCAGCUACUCCACCAAGGCCAAGCUCAACCUGAUCCAGCACGUGCGCUCCAUGAAGCACCAGCGCGGCGAGAGCCUGCGCAAGCUGCAGCGGCUGCAGAAGGGCCUGCCCGAGGAAGAGGAGGAGCUCAGCGCCAUCUUCACCAUCCGAAAAUGCCCCUCCGCCGACGCGGGAGAGCUGAGUGAGGAUGUUGAGGGAGCCAGCGAGACCACCACUGACCAGGAGGACCAAACCAAAGACAGGGAGAGUGGGGGGGAGAAGGAGCUCACCAAAGGAGCAGCAGCAGCAUCCAGCCAGGUGGACAGGGAACAGACUGAUUCCCCACUCCCCUCCAAACGCCCUUCCUCAAGGUCUGGGGCAACGGAGAGCCCCCUUUCCUCCAAGCGUCCCAGAACAGCUGACAAGAGCACUUGUGAACAGAUGUACCAGUGCCCCUAUUGCAAGUACAGCAACACUGACGUGAACCGCCUCAGAAUGCACGUGAUGACUCAGCACUCUGUCCAGCCCAUGUUCCGCUGCCCGCUGUGCCAGGACAUGCUCAACAACAAGGUCCACCUGCAGUUCCACCUCACCCACCUGCACAGCGUGGCACCCGACUGCGUGGAAAAGCUCAUCGCCACGGUGACGCCCUCAGAUGUGCUGCCAGCGAGCAUGUUCGUACCGGUUCCAGGCCCAGAGAAAGAUGGGCAGAACCUGCAAACGAUGACCAACUCCAGCUCUGACGAAACAAGGAAACAGACAGAACCCUCAGAAGCAGAGUCUGAGAAAGGGGCUCCCCCUCCCCCAGAGGCCACAGAGGCCCGCAAGUCACCCCUUGAAGAUCAGCAGUCAAUGAAGGAAGAUACUGCUGGUUUCCUGUGCUGGAAGAAAGGCUGCAACCAGGUCUUCAAGUCCUCCAACGCCCUCCAGAUGCACUUCAAUGAGGUCCAUAACAAGAGGCCGCAGCUGCCCGUCUCAGACCGCCACGUCUACAAGUACCGCUGCAACCAGUGCAGCCUGGCCUUCAAGACCGUGGAGAAGCUGCAGCUGCACUCGCAGUACCACGUCAUCCGGGCGGCCACCAUGUGCUGCCUCUGCCAGCGCAGCUUCAGGACCCUGCAGGCCCUGAAGAAGCACCUGGAGACCAGUCACCUGGAGCUGAGUGAAGCUGAUAUCCAGCAGCUGUACGGAGGCUUGCUGAUGAAUGGAGACCUGAUGGUCAUGGGUGACCCAACACUUGGAGAGGAUCAUGUUGCUCUGGGUGAAGAUGAUAAGGAAGGAGAGGAGAGUGACCCUGAGGAGAAGCAAAGCCCAACUGGAAGUGACUCGGGGUCAGUCCAAGAAGAUUCUGGAUCAGAACCUAAGCGUGCCCUGCCAUUCAGAAAAGGCCCCAACUUUACCAUGGAGAAGUUUCUGGAUCCAUCCCGUCCUUUUAAAUGUACAGUAUGUAAAGAGUCUUUUACACAGAAGAAUAUCCUUCUGGUCCACUAUAACUCUGUCUCGCACUUGCACAAGGUCAAGCGAGCUCUGCAGGAGUCCUCCACUGGUCAGCCUGAAUCUACCAGCAGUCCAGAUAACAAACCCUUCAAGUGUAGCACUUGCAAUGUGGCAUACAGCCAGAGCUCCACACUGGAGAUUCACAUGCGCUCUGUCCUCCAUCAGACCAAAGCCCGCGCAGCCAAACUUGAAGCAGCAGGUGGCAGCAGUAGCUCCGUCACUGCUGUUGGUGGAAAUGGAGGGGGUCCGUCAGUUAGCACUUCUGCUCCCAGUCCCAACCCUGCCAGUAACUCAACAACUGCCACAAGCAACAACAGCUCUUCCUCUGGGGUUCAGACUGUUUCGAGCCUUCUGGGAAGUGGACACAUGAACCAGUCUCAUAGCAUUGAAAGCUUGGGAAAUUCUUCAGUAUCCUGUCACCCUCCUCCAUCAGAAAACCAUGAUGUGAAGAAGAAGAAAUUUGCAGAUAUGCUGUCUUCAAGGGGACAGCAGCAGCAGCUGCAGCAACAGCAACAGCAGCAACUGGCUCAGGCCCAAGCUCAGGCCCAGGCUCAGCUCCAGCAAGAGCUGCAACAGCAGGCUGCCAUUCUCCAGUCUCAGCUUUUCAACCCAGCACUUCUUCAGCACUUCCCCAUGACAACAGAAGCUCUUCUCCCACUGCAGCAGCAACAGUUGCUCUUUCCUUUCUAUAUACCUGGAGCAGAAUUCCAGCUGAACCCAGAGAUUAACCUGAACAGCUCUGCACUUAGUCUAGCCGGUGCCACCACCUCCUCCCUGUUGGAUGACCUGAAGAAUUCUGCCCAACAGGCCCAGCAGAGCUGUCUGCAGCAGCAGCUAAUGCACCAUCAUCUCCAACAGCAGCACCAGCAGCAGGCUCACUCACAGGCUCAGGGGCAGAUGGCUUUGCUCCAGCAGAAUGCAUCUCUUCAGCAUCAGGCAGAAAAAAAGCCUAAACCUGCUCCUCAGGGUGAGAAGGACAGAGACGGGCUGAGGGACAAAGACAUGAGUGAGAAAUCGGAAGAACAUGUCUCCAAAGAUCCCUUGGACAAUAUGAAAUAUAAAGACAAGAAAGAUCAACAGCAGGCUGCAGUGGGAGGAAACCAUGACCCUGGGUUUCCUCCACCUAGAAUUGCCUCAGAUGCUCGUGGAAAUGCAACAAAGGCCCUCUUGGAGAACUUUGGGUUUGAAUUAGUGAUUCAGUACAAUGAAAACAAACAGAAAGUGCAGAAGAAAAUGUCAGGGAUUGGACCAGCGGGGUCAGGUGGUCAAGCUGGAAUCAGUAGAGUUGUGGAUCCCAUUGAGGGACUUGAAAAGCUGGAGUGUGAGGCCUGUGGCAAGCUAUUCUCAAAUAUAUUGAUUCUAAAGAGUCAUCAAGAGCAUAUCCACCAGGCCUUCUUCCCUUUCCGUUCCUUGGAGAGGUUUGCUAAAGAGUACAGGGAGCAGUAUGACAAGCUGUAUCCUCUGAGGCCCCAGACACCUGAAACUGCUCCUCCACCUCCACCACCACCACCACCGCCUCCACCACCACCCCCACCUCAGCGAGCUCCAACGCCAAAUAUUCCUGUCUCUGCUCCAUCACUUACACCUCCAGCUGUUCCUACUCCUCAGCCUUCUGUGCCCAUGACUCAGAUUCCCAUGCCAAUGGACCUACCUCUCUUUUCACCACUUAUGAUGCAGCCCAUGUCUCUCCAGUCUUUGCCCUCUCAGAUGCCUGCACAGCUGCCCACUGUGGAGUCUGGCCUGGCCACUGAUCUGGCCCACCUCUACCAGCAUCAGCUCACCCCAGCUAUGCUGCAGCAGCAGCAGCAGAACAAGAGGCCACGAACACGCAUUACAGAUGACCAGCUAAGAGUCCUGCGGCAGUACUUUGAUAUCAACAACUCCCCAAAUGAGGAACAGAUCAAAGAGAUGGCCGACAAGUCAGGCCUGCCACAGAAAGUUAUUAAGCACUGGUUCCGCAACACCCUUUUCAAAGAGCGCCAGCGCAAUAAAGAUUCACCGUACAACUUCAACAACCCACCUAUCACUACUCUGGAGGAUACCAAAGUAGAUUCUAAGCCACCAUCCCCUGAGCCCCAGAGACAAGAGUGUUAUGGGAGCAAGAGAUCCUCAAGGACGAGGUUCACUGAUUACCAGCUGAGGGUGCUUCAAGAUUUCUUUGAUGCUAAUGCCUACCCUAAAGAUGAUGAGUUCGAACAGCUCUCAAACCUGCUGAGUUUGCCCACUCGAGUUAUUGUGGUGUGGUUCCAAAAUGCCCGUCAGAAAGCACGCAAGAAUUAUGAGAACCAGGGUGAUGGAAGCAAGGAUGGUGAGAGGCGAGAGCUGUCCAAUGACCGGUAUAUCCGUACCACAAAUCUGAACUACCAGUGCAAAAAGUGCAGCCUUGUCUUUCAGCGCAUUUUUGAUCUCAUUAAGCACCAAAAGAAGCUGUGUUACAAAGAUGAAGAUGAGGAAGGGCAAUAUGACAGUCAAAAUGAAGACUCUAUGGAUUAUUCACAUGAAUACUAUACCCUAUCAGGGUCAUCCUGUCACACACCUAUGCCCUCAUCCUCUAGCCUUUGCCCCCUCCCCCCAUCCAACUCAGUUUUCUCUCACAUGGCAUCCUCUGAAAAAGAAGAGGCCUCAAUUGCAAAUGCCUCAAACCCUUUUGAUGAUAAGCCUAAACACUUGACUGAAACAUCCUCUGAGUCGAGGGAGAAUCUUGUGUCUGUCAAACAAGAAAGCCCACAGCAGCCACAAACCGAAACGCAGAGGGAACAGAAGACUCCACGGGAGGACAAGGCGCAGGUAGCUCCAAAGACCACAAAGCUUUCCUCUCCCUCCCCCUCCCAGCAGCAGCAGUGUGGUCCCUCUGUGUCCCGGGCCAGCCCGGGUCCUUCGCAGAGCUCUCAUAUGGCACUGAACCCACUUCUGACAUCUACCCCGCAGCAGCAACAACAGCAGCUUGCCCAGCAAAUGAUCCCAUACCAGUGUGACCAGUGCAAGCUUGGCUUCCCCUCAUUCGAGCACUGGCAGGAGCACCAGCAGCUUCACUUCCUCACAGUGCAAAACCAGUUCAUUCAUCCCCAGUUCCUGGACCGCUCCAUGGACAUGCCCUUCAUGUUGUUUGAUCCUGGCAACCCUCUGCUGGCCAGUCAGCUUAUUUCUGGAGGUAUGCCACAAAUACCCAGCAGCUCUGCAACUUCUCCUUCAACACCUACUUCCACCAUGAACUCCCUGAAGAGGAAACUGGAGGAAAAAGCAGGCACCAGUCCUGGUGAAAAUGACAGCACAAACAGUGGGGAGGAGCCACAGCGGGACAAGCGGCUCAGGACAACCAUCACGCCUGAGCAGCUUGAGAUUCUCUAUCAGAAAUAUCUUCUUGACUCCAACCCCACCCGUAAGAUGCUCGAUCACAUUGCUCAUGAGGUGGGCCUCAAGAAGAGAGUGGUGCAGGUGUGGUUUCAGAACACCAGGGCCAGGGAGAGAAAAGGACAGUUCAGAGCUGUAGGACCUGCUCAGGCACACCGACGCUGCCCAUUUUGUCGCGCUCUCUUCAAGGCAAAGACAGCCCUUGAGGCCCACAUUCGGUCACGCCACUGGCAUGAAGCUAAGCGUGCUGGCUAUAAUCUGUCCAGCAUGCUUCCAGAUCAGGAGGGCAUGCAACUGAAGAUGGAACCUCUGGAUAUUUCCAGCUAUUCACACCUCGGCCCAUCUAACAGUGAUGGACAUUGUUCCUCUCUGUCACCAGUGAGCAAAAGCAUGGAUCUGUCUCCCAGGGCUCUGUUCAGUCCAACAUCCAUCAAGGUUGAAGGGAUGGAGGACUUUGAAAGCCCAACUAUGUCCUCAGUCAAUCUGAGUUUUGACCAGAACAAACUAGACAACGAUGACUGUUCCUCUGUGAACACAGCUAUCACUGAUACCACCACUGGUGAUGAGGCUAAUGCUGACAAUGACAGUGCAGAUGCAAAGCACAGUCACAACAGUGGUGAUUUUCUCUCAAAAUCUGGGGUUACAGCCCCCUCUCUUGAGAAUGAUGACCAAAUGUCAUCAGGGCUGGUGAGCCCUGCAACAAGUUAUUAUGCCAAGGACUUUGAAAAUGAAACCAUGGUGGACUACAGUGAGACCUCAAGUUUGGCAGAUCCUUGUUCACCAAGCCCUGGAGCUUCUGGGAGCAGGAGCACAGAUGCCGGGGACCGCCCAGGCCAAAAGCGCUUCCGUACCCAGAUGACUAAUCUACAGCUGAAAGUGCUCAAGUCUUGUUUCAAUGACUACAGGACUCCCACCAUGUUAGAAUGUGAGGUACUCGGCAAUGACAUUGGACUUCCAAAGAGAGUUGUCCAGGUGUGGUUCCAGAAUGCUCGUGCCAAGGAGAAGAAAGCCAAGCUGAGCAUGGCAAAGCACUUUGGCAUCAACCAGACAUCAUACGAGGGACCCAAAACGGAAUGCACUUUGUGUGGCGUCAAGUACAGCGCCAGACUUUCAGUGCGAGACCACAUCUUCUCCCAGCAGCAUAUAGCCAAGGUGAAGGACACCAUUGGGAGCCAACUGGACAAGGAGAAAGAAUACUUUGACCCGGCCACAGUACGCCAGCUAAUGGCUCAGCAGGAAAUGGAUCGAAUUAAGAAAGCUAAUGAGGUCCUAGGAAUAGGACAGCAGCAAGCCAUGCAGCAACAAGGGAUGUUUGACAGCCCUGCCCUGCAGGCUCUAUCUUCGGCCUACCCCACUCUGCAGGGGAUUUCCCCUGUCCUCCUGCCAGGGGUUGGCAGUCCCUCUUUACCAGGGUUCUCUUCAUCAAACACAGCUUUAACACCUCCAAAACCUCCAAACCUCCUGAACAUGCCUGGUGCCAGCGUCCCUUCACCAAGUCUCCCUACAUCUGGAUUACCCAACAAACCUCCCUCCUCUUCCUCCUUGGCCUCAUCCAGCCCAGCCCAGGCUAGCACCUCCACCACCCAUUCUACCCCCACCACCACCUCCACCUCUGUGGCCACGCAGCAAGGCCCAAGGCCUGAACCCCCCAAAGAGCGUGAUGCUGAGAGGUCCAGGGAAAAGGACAAGCCCAAGGAGAAGACCGAGAAGCCCUCCACACCGUCCUCAACAGGGGGCACCCCAGCACCCUCCACCUCUGCCGCCAGCGCUAAGAAAGAGAAGCCCGAUACUGCUGUUCCUGCCACCUCCAUGCCAACACCUGGUAUGGAGUAUGUUGUGGAUCCAGCGCAGCUCCAGGCCCUGCAGGCUGCCCUAGCGUCAGACCCCACAGCUCUGCUUACCAGUCAGUUCUUACCCUAUUUCAUGCCUGGCUUUUCACCAUACUAUGCGCCACAGAUACCCGGGGCUCUCCAAGGUGGCUACUUGCAGCCAAUGUAUGGCAUGGAAAGCUUGUUCCCAUAUAACCCAGCUUUGUCGCAGGCUCUGAUGGGGCUGUCCCCAGGGUCCUUGCUCCAGCAUUACCAGCAAUAUCAGCAGAGUCUGCAAGAGGCACUACAGCAGCAGCAGCGGCAGCUUCAGCAGCAGCAAAAACAGCAGCAGCAGCUUCAGCAGCUCCAGCAACCCAAAGUUAGCCAAACUCCUGUUCCCCCCCGAACCCCAGGGACCCCAGACCGCAAAGAAUCUGCCAAAGAUCCAGCAAAAGCUGAAGAGCAGAAAGGCACUCCCUCCUGUGAGACCUCUUCCUCCUCCUCCUCCUCCUCCCACAAGAACCUACCCUCUGAGCAGCACGAGAUAGACAGCAAAGGCGUGGACAACCUUUUUGACCAGUACAUCGUCCCCAAGGUGCAGUACCGGCUGGCGUGCCGCAAAUGUCAAGCUGUCUUUAUAAAUGAAGAGGCAGCCGUCAGCCACCUGAAAUCGAUCUGCUUUUUUGGUCAGUCUGUGGCAAAUCUGCAAGAGAUGUUGCUUCGGGUCCCCAGCGGUGGGAGCGCAGGGGAAGGCAGCCUGUAUGACUGCCUAGCCUGCAACGCUACGCUGGACGGGGACAAAGCGCUAAGUCAACACCUGGAGUCGGCCUUGCACAAACACAGAACAAUCAAGCGAUCAGCCAGAAAUGCCAAAGAGCACGCUUCUAGUUUAUUACCUCACUCUUCAGCCUGCUUCCCCGAUCCUAACACCGCAUCUACCUCGCAGUCUGCCACUCUCCCAAACAACAGCCCCCCUCCUCCGCCAAUGUCAUCAGCCACCAUGCCGUCCUCCUCUGUCUCUUCAUCCUCGUGCUCCUCUUCCUCCAUGGCCACCUCCCCGCACACCACAGCUGCCGGCAAACCCUGGCCCCAGGCCCCUUUUUCCAGAGCUUCAGCUGGGAAGCCCAAUGCCACUUCUCCUUCUACUUCUCCUUUUUUUCCUCCGGUAUCCUCACCUUCAACGGUUACCUCAAGUUCAUUGAGCACCUCAGGGGUUCAGACCUCGAUACCAACAGACGUCUUUACCGACGAGUCUGACUCUGACAGCAGUCAGAAGUCAGCAGACAGGCUGAGCCGGCCAGCGGAGGAGCCGCAGCAGCCCAGCUGUCUCAAAGACAGUAGUAGUUGUAGUAGUAAUCUCGCUAGUGUAGGAACGGACUCCAUCCGAUUGUAAAAGAGCUUUCAACGAUGGACAAUAUUUAAAAAAUACAAAAGACAAAAAAAAAAUCAAAAACACAAGAAAACAAACAAAAAAAAAAGCAGCGAUGUUAAAAAUGUUUAAAAUAUACAAACCAAUUUCCGAAGAAAAGAUGUGUAAAGACUAACUGCAAUUCCAAAGCUUGUAACCAAAAAUUUAAUGUUAGUGGAUUGUUUUCCCAUAUCAACAUGCUGGUUUUCGUUUAUAACUCAAUUAUACAGUAUAUUGAAAAAAUGAUCACUGCAGUGAAGUUUUGGAUAUGGAUAGAGGAAAGCUGUAUAGCAAUGGACUGCCUCAAAUGUUGCUCAAAUGGCCCCUGAACCCCUCCUCCAGAAGAUGAAUUAGCAACUUGUCCCUCAUUUGUAUAAUUAUUCCCAGUGAAUAGCACAGUAACAAAAAUCCAGUAUGUACUGUAUGGGAGAAUAGUCUUACAUUUACAGUUUUCUUGCUAUCUAAGCGUUCAGAUACCAAUGGCUUGCUAAAAUAAAAAAAAUAAUGUAAUGUCUAUUUUAUUCUCAGGUCAACAGCUCACAACCUUUUUUCUGUCACAGAAAUUCAUUGUUUUAUACUUUUUGUUCCUAACAGUAGAAAAAAACUGAUUUUUUUAACUUAAUUUUACAGGCAGAAAGUAUUAAAAAGAGUAAAUAUUAUAAAGGCAUAGCUUUCUUGGGAUUCAAAAAGGGUAGCUGAUCUGCUGAUUUUAAACAUUUUAAAUCGUUUUUAUGGGGGAAAGUAGCACUCCCAAAGUACCAAGACACGGAGAGCAUUGUUGUUGAUGGGGCGGGGGGGAGGGGGAGGGGGGGAAGAUUCUUUUAAGAAAAAACUUUCUGUAUUUAUGAUAGAUAUGAACAUUUUUGGUGUUAAGUAGAUUGUUGCAUUGGAAAUGAAUUUAAACAGUAUGGUAGAUUGAAAAAAAUCUUUGUGUACAUUUAGCUUUUGUAUCGUCCAACUUAAAGGCGCUUCAUUUGAUGUUGUCUUGGUCAUUCCGAUAGACUAGAUUAAGGAGCAGUAACUGACCUAUUUUUUAUUUCUGUUUUCUCCUGAAUUUCUUGGCUUCCAUUCACCCAACUGCCAUUUAGUGAUGUGGCAGAGAUUUUAUUUAUUUUAUUAUUAUUAAUAUUAUUAUUUUUUGUUUCAUUUUUUAGUUGAUGCUAUACUGAGAAAACAAAAACAUUCUGGGGUGAUAUGUUCAAGAUAUUUGAUUAUAUUUGCUAACUUUGUGCACUUAACACUGUCUGAUUCUUUCUCUCUGUCUGUCACUCUUUCUUUGUUUUUCUUUCCCCUGCAUUUUGUAGAUUUGGAAAUAGUUACUACUCCUCUUGCACUACAAAGCAGAUCCUCGGUUCUUCGUGUAGUGUGGCUGCAGUCUUUUCUGGUUCAUUUUCAGUUUAACUUUUCAUUGUCGUUGUCAUAGAUGAAAAUGAAAAAAGAAUAAUAAUAAUGAUUCUCACGCUUUAAAACAAAAAGAAAAUCCAAAGACAAAACACUUUCACCAUUGGUGCAUAAGGAUGAGAAAAGAGGUUUCUUUAUACUUGAGAAUUUGUUGCUGUUUGUUAAAGAAAAGAAAGUUUUAAAAUAAAGGAGUAUGCAUCAGAGUUGCCGUUUUUGCUUCUUUGCAAGCAGACAGGUGGCUUUCUACGUAAAAAAACAAGAAUACCAAAAACCAAAAAAGGGCCCUUGUCCUUGCAUUGUGGAGUAGCACCAUACAAGAGCCAUUGCAGUCUGUAAGAUAGAGGUUAAAAAGCUCUUUGUUUAACUUUUUCUGUCACACACAAGAAUCUUUUUUUAAGAAAAUGUAUAAGGUCUGGUCUUUGAGGACAUACGUUUUGCUGCUAAUGUAGUUUUUGAAAAUACCUAGAUGCAUGCUCAUUUUGCUUUUGGCUAAGCUUUAACAAAAACAGAAACAAUAAACCAUUUUCCCCUCCCUCUGCUAUAAGCUUUUUUUUUUCUUGUUGCAAAAACGGAACUUUGAAGACUGUGAAUAUACGUUCCAAAGGACAGUUUGGCUGACUUUAUAUUUUUCUUAUUUUUUUGUUUUGAACAGACCAAUGUUGAAAGCCAAUGAUCUAUAUUGUUUGUACAGAACAGUGCAUUCCAAAUACCACAUUGGAGAGGGUUUUCUUUUUCUCCCAAAGCAAGGACUGUUUUUUUUUUUUUGUUUGUUUGUUUUUUGUUUUUUUUUGCAAGGUGACUGUAAGCUGUUGUGUAAAUUUAGAUUUCUGGGUUGCUAAACAAAAUAACUCCACUUCCCUCAUGUAGUUCUGGUGUGGAGAGUUGACGAUAAGAGAUUUCCUCCCGCUAGAAAAGGUUGUCUCUCGCUUUAAAAGUUAUCAUCAAGUAAUAGUUGUCGCCAAAAAGUGUACGUAACGCAGAUCUGGUACUGACGUCUUUUUCACUGGUAUCAUCAUGCCUCUCAACUUCCAAAAAGCCUCUGAAAGUUUGCCAUUUUGCAAUUAAGCCGGACGUGGCAACCUCCUUUCCUGAGAAUACAUGAAGGGACUUGCCCCUAGGUGUCUUCUUAGUGUCAAGCCAUUUUCAAGCACAAUCUGGCGAAAAACUGAUUUCUUUGGGAUGUUUUCACUCUAAAUCAUUAAAAUAAAGUAUAAAGUUAAGUGUUUUUGUGGUUCAAAGUUCAGAGGCAUUGUCCAUGCCUUCAUGUCCAAAGAGGCCCCUCGAUAUGUCUGUUUGCAGCUUAACUGGUCCUGCUCAUUGAGAACCCCAAACCCCCAAGAACAAAGAAAGAUAAAUCUGGUCCUUUACACAAAAACCAGUUUGUGAACAUUAUGAGUAACUGCUUUUGGCCACUAAUGUACAGAAUUCACAUCUUGGGUGUGUCAAAAGUUUUAGGUGCUUGCUGAACAAUACAAUGUGGUAUUGACACUAAAGCACUGCAGAUAAAUUUGGACUAGUUUGUUCUGCAGGCUUGCCACUCCUCUAAAAUACUUUUUUUUUCUCGAGCAUAUUGUUCAUUCAGUUAUUUUUAAAAAAUUCUAAUGUUGUAUAGUUUGUUCUUCAAUGCGUUUUAUUUUGUCAUAGACAUUAUUAUUUUCAUAUAACUAUUUGUGUGUUAUUUUGGUUCUGUAUAUUACUUUUUCUCAUAUAAAUUAACAUUUAACACUAGCUUUAAAUUUGAAUUGCUGUCUUUUUUUUUUUCUUUUUUUAACUUUAUAGUAUGACCUGGCCACUUUAUGGUGUGAUAUUGUUAUAUUUGUGUUUUUUGACACUGUUUGAACUCUUGUUUCCAAAGUGUAUUAUGUUUUGGGCUCUCAUGUAGACAUCUUCACAGGUGAGCUCCUCAUAGCAGAUUCUGCCUGCAUGGACUUUGUGUAUAUGCUUGUAUGUGUGUGAGCGUGUGUGCGCGCAUGUGUGCACACAUGCACACACUUGUGUUUCAAUUAAGAGCCAGCAUCAGCUUUUGUUUUUUAUUUUAUUUUAUUCUUUACUUUCAUUUACACACCAAAAGUACUGAACCACGAAGCUGGGUUUAAAAAGUAGAUUUAAAAUGUUGAAUUUUAAAAGAAAUGAGGUGGUUGAUAUAAAGCACUGAGCAGCUUUUAUUUUAAUUAAAUAUUUUAAUGUGGCCAAAGCUUUUCGCAGUUGAACGCAGAAAGGAAAAUUUAAGGUGGUGCCCCUCAUAAGUGUAUAUUUUAUUGUGGCACAACACACAAGACGACAACUGAAAUACUUUUGAAAGAAGCUUCGACUCACGUUGGCUUACUUGAUCUUGAUUUUCACGGACAUUUUACAAAGAAAAGACAAGGUAUUGCUGUAGAGGUCAUCUUCUUGCCCACUGUGAAAAUAAACAUGUAUACAGAUAUAGAUAUAUUUAAAAACAAGACAUCAGCUUUUUUGUUUUGAAAAAAAAAAAUUAAAGAUGAAAAAGAACUCUGGGAAAUUUUUUGGAGAGAUCACCUUGAGGUGAACGAGGCUAUUUUGUUGGUGGGUUUACCAAAACCGGGCAUGGGAGCGAAAAGCAGCUUAUGCCAGCUCCGAUAUCAAGUCAUUGUUUUACCACAGACCGCUCUGAGAUGGGAACAGACUCUUGAACCAGUGGAGAUGGGAAAUGGAAAGAUGUUGAAAAGCUGAACUCUAGUGUCUGGAGCUGCCACUUUUCUCUUUGGUUCUGCUUCGGAUUGCAUCUAUGAUUGAUGUGUCCUGCGCUCCGUACAGGACUUGCAGUAAUGCUCCCUUUUUCCUGUCUGUGUUGUUGCUUCGUGUUUCAUUUUCUCUUGCUUCUCUCACCGAUUGACAAACAGCACCCUCCAAUCAGACGGAAGCUUGCCAGCUCUGUUCUUGAGUUAACCAAUCUCAUCGCGCCAUCAAAAAAAAAAAAGAAAAGAAAAACUGGUUCAGAAUGAGACGAGGAGGGUUUCCUUGGCUGUCAUUCCUAAAGAGGCAGUUACAAAAAAAAAGCAAAGCAACCAAAAUUAACUACCAAACUAACAACCAACCAAACAAAACAUUAGCUCCAAUUUCAAAGAUGAACUGUUAACAUGGAGCGUCCUGAUCCUUUUGUGACUCCUGGUGCCACAAUGGUUUUUUUAAAUGCAUUUUUUUCUGUUUCUCUUUGUUUACUUGAUUUAUUCCUCCUUAGAGCUGCACAAGGACAGCUCUGUGGCUCCAGUCAGCCCACCUGAGGGUAGAAAAUAACAGCCUUGCAAUGUACAAAUAAGAGCGAGUAAAACCAAAAAUGUUGUUCUUGAUGUCUUUUCUAUACUGUAGUCUUGUUAGCUUUUUUGUUACUGUAAUUAUAUGAUGAAGAUUUCCAAACUGUACCAAAAUACAUGGAGACUAACAUACAAAAACCACAUGGAACUUCAGACUUUUAAAGAGAAACUUUUGUCACAAAAAACCUUGUUGUCCUAGUUAAGUUGAUUGUAGAUGGUAAUUGAAUAUACUCCUUUGAAAAUAUUUCAUCAAGUAUGUUUCUUGCUCAUUGUGAUACAUUAAAAAAGUAUGAGCAAAAUG
This is a messenger RNA of Anguilla rostrata (American eel), 17828 nucleotides long. It is a transcript of the gene zfhx3b, whose product is annotated as zinc finger homeobox 3b. Lineage: Eukaryota; Metazoa; Chordata; Actinopteri; Anguilliformes; Anguillidae. Gene Ontology annotation, biological process: regulation of neuron differentiation; regulation of transcription by RNA polymerase II. Gene Ontology annotation, cellular component: nucleus. The transcript is spliced from 18 exons. The record is from RefSeq and is a predicted model, not a curated record. Gene Ontology annotation, molecular function: zinc ion binding; RNA polymerase II cis-regulatory region sequence-specific DNA binding; DNA-binding transcription factor activity, RNA polymerase II-specific. Bases 1182 to 12836 code for a protein of 3884 amino acids.